Hermetia illucens (black soldier fly) is the source of this 704-nucleotide messenger RNA. Its product is annotated as heat shock protein 27-like. Gene Ontology annotation, biological process: protein refolding; response to heat. Bases 71 to 556 code for a protein of 161 amino acids. Gene Ontology annotation, molecular function: protein folding chaperone. The transcript has a single exon. Lineage: Eukaryota; Metazoa; Arthropoda; Insecta; Diptera; Stratiomyidae. The record is from RefSeq and is a predicted model, not a curated record.
GCUGUGCGCGAAAAUUCAAAAAUUAUUCUAAGUAAAAUUCUGCGAAAUUAAAAUUUAAAGUGUACAUAAAAUGUCGUUAUAUCGAUUACUUUACGAUUUGCGACCGUGGGCGUUCCGUUCUCCAGUUUUCAAUCGAUUAGAUAGACUCGGGUUCGGUUUUACACCCGCCGAAAUACAAGCAUUCUUCCAAAUGCAGGAUUUCAAAAUUUACCCUACUGUUACCUCAGAAGAAAUUACGCCACCAACAAUUGAUAAGAAGGGAUUCAAAGUGGCUCUGGAUAUGAAGGAUUUCAAGCCUAAUGAGUUCGUAGUUAAGACGGUGGACAAUAUGGUCGUUGUGGAAGGUAAAGUAGAGCGAAAGGAUGAUAAGGAAGGAUCCUUUUCGAGGGAAUUUCUGAGGAGAUAUGUGCUUCCAGAUAACUUUGAUACGAACAAAGUGGAGUCAACCUUGGAUUCGGACGGGGUUCUUACAAUAACAGCACCUCACCCGCCAUCGAAUGAAAGGAUCGUUCAAGUCAAUCAAAUUGAUGCUAAAAAGAAGGAGGAUAAGGAAUGAAAGAGAUAUUUCUUGUGAUCGAAUAUUGUUGAAGUCAAAUGUGGUUAAAGUCUGAAUUAGUUAAGUUUAUUAUUUUCAUCUGCAUUGCGAAAUUAUACACUCAUGAAGUCACAGUAAAUAAAAGUCCGAACAAGUAAUUGGUGUUCUG